AUGCCCCCGCUGCAGGAAUGCUUCGGUAUCGUGGCUGAGCGGACACUGGAUAGGUGCGUGUGGAAUUUUGGGCCACGGUUCACGGGUAGGCUCCAGCUCAAGGUCCAUCCUGUCCCCAAGGGCCAGGCGCUUCAGUACAAUCUGCCUCAAAGGUAUACGUCCUCGUCGUCCUAUCACGUCAGGAGCAUCGAUGUGAGUAUCAUCACUCCGCAGUCCUCGCUCAAGAGGCUUCGAGCAGAGCUGAGUCGGCGCCUAGAGUCGCAAUUCCCCGACGCAGACGUUUGCUUCAAGCUCACAGAGGACUCGGGUGACCACACCCGAUUGCCGAUUAUUCAGGUCGCGCAUUCGGAAGCCGGAAUCCGAUGGGGCAGAGGCUUUCAUCGCUCCAUGCCCCGCAAGACCAAGCGUCAAGACACAUUCAUUGCAGAAAUCUCAAAGGCCCUCUGCGGGGAGCUCGUCGAGGAAGUAAGCCUAGGCGGCGCGGUGGAUGAGAAGCUCCAGGAUCAGCUGGUCCCGGUCCAGGCCUUGACGAAUGAUCUGUCCUCUUUUUCCAGGGAUGACAGCCCGAUACAAAGCGCCGGUGGUAACUCUCUGGUCGAGCCCAUCGAGUCUUUCAGUAUCAACGACAAAAAUAUGAGGAGAGAUAAGGCACAAGAGCAGUUUGGAUACGGCUCCGAACACACAAGACUUGUGGGAUGGAUGGCCAGCGAGCCACUCCCGCGGGUCGAGUUCUACAGCCGAGGCGAUUCCGUGAGAGGCGUCGGCUCGUCAAUCUCGUGA
Molecule: messenger RNA, 780 nt
Organism: Hirsutella rhossiliensis
Lineage: Eukaryota; Fungi; Ascomycota; Sordariomycetes; Hypocreales; Ophiocordycipitaceae
Product: RNA 3'-terminal phosphate cyclase
Exons: 1
Coding region: 1-780 (259 amino acids)
Source: RefSeq, a predicted model, not a curated record